AUGCCAGAUUUCAGAUCCCAUCGGGUGCCUCCGCUUCAACCGCCUGCGAAUAUGUCGCCCAGCGUACAAUCACAGGGAGGUGCUGUGCCUGGCAGUGCUUCCAUCAUGGGCCGAAAUGAUAGCUAUCCGGGAACAUAUACCCUCCAUCGCGGAUCCUUCCCACCGCUGUCUAGCCUGGACAUAGCCAGAUUAUCUCCUUACACGACCACACCGCGGGCUCUCGAGAGCUCUGUCGAUCGGAAUUCGAGCAUGUUGUUCAGCCAGCCUGGAAGUAUGCUAAUGGACCCAGUCCAGCAACGCUUGCCACAGCCCAUUGCAGACGCUCCGCCUUUCAACGAGACUUGCGCCCUUCAUACGAUAGUCUCGGGCAACCAGUCGAUGCCGAUCAAGCCCGAAAUCCAGGCCAAGAUUCACAAAGGGUUCUUUCAGGUCGAUGAAAAGUGGACUUGUUAUCGACGCAACUACUUCUCUAUCUCGUGUUCGUUCUCCCUGCACCCGUGGGCACAUGCUCCGCUUUUCUUGAAGUUUGCGGACCAGGCAGCGGACCCCAUUCUGGCCUUCUCCAUGUCAAUUUCGGCGAUUGUGAACGCACAGAUUGGGGAACCCCGAGAGUUGGUCCAGCAUACCCCUAAACGGGACAAGCAGUCGGAGAAAAAGCCGGAGAAGGUUGUUUUGCAGCCCUGCCAGCCUCCGCCACUGGUUCUCAACCACAGCGGAUCAUCCAAUAGCAGUCAGCAUGGCUUUCCCUUGACCUCUCAGUCGGCUGGAUUGCCGAUGGAAUACAGUGCCUACGCGGGUACUACCCAGCCGUCGCAACCCCCGACGCAGCACACCUUCGAACGCAUCCAGUUCCAGAAGGCGACGGCGAACAACGGGAAACGACGGGCCCAGCAGCAGUAUUACAAUCUGGUCGUCGAACUCUAUGCACAGAUCGCCGGUCCCCCUGGCUCGACGGAGAAUCAGUACGUCAAGGUUGCCCGGCGACUCUCGCACCCAAUGGUGGUCCGCGGCCGGUCUCCGGGGCAUUACAAAGAUGGCCGGCGCGAUAGUUCGACCAGCAUGGGACCCGAUGGAGGAAGCGGUGGCUCUGGCGAUGGGAGCGGAGGGUCUGUCCUACCUCCGGGAAUAGGAUCGGCUGCACGGUCUCACUUGACCCUUAUGCCGUACGACUCUUCUCAGCGCGGUGGGCCACAUUACGGCCGAGCCGAUUACCAUCAAAUGACAGCGCCAGACCAGUCACCGCUCAGUGAGAGCCCGCACAUAUCGUCAUCCUCGUCGUCUGCGUUUGAUAUUGGACUCAUGAGCGACAACACCAUGGACCCGAUGGAUUCGAUGAAGAGCACCUCCAGCAUGGAUUCGUACUCGGACCCGAGCUUUCCCCUCUUAGGCAACAGGAAGCCCGCGAAUCAGUUCCGCCAUCAGCUGCCCCCGCCCGCCUUUGAGUACGAUCCGGUCCCCAAGACCAGUGAAGAGACCGGUCACCCCUUCCCGGAGCCCUAUGAUUCGAUCAUGCACCUGGGGUCCAACGACCAGCAUGAGUCGUCGAGCUUUCUGAAACACCACCCUCCUCGAAUGCCCUCGCACGUCUAUCAUCACUCCACUAGCAGUAGCGGUGGUUACGACCCAAUCUACUCUGCCCGCAACGGCGAUAGUGGAAGUAAUUCCUACAGUCGUUUUCACAACUCGGCCUCCCAAAGCCUGUGCACCUAACAGAGCGUUUUCCCUUUCUGAUCUC
Molecule: messenger RNA, 1735 nt
Organism: Aspergillus heteromorphus CBS 117.55
Lineage: Eukaryota; Fungi; Ascomycota; Eurotiomycetes; Eurotiales; Aspergillaceae
Product: NDT80 / PhoG like DNA-binding family protein
Exons: 2
Coding region: 1-1710 (569 amino acids)
Biological process (GO): meiotic cell cycle; positive regulation of transcription by RNA polymerase II
Cellular component (GO): nuclear chromosome
Molecular function (GO): DNA binding; DNA-binding transcription factor activity
Source: RefSeq, a predicted model, not a curated record